GUGACUCACACUCGUGACGGUAAACGAAGGCGAGCGGCGCGACUGGUAGAAGGAAAGAAAAUUUGCGAAAAUAGAAGAAGCCUUGGGAAAAACUCUUCGAGCUCUCUCUCUCGAUCAUCUCUUCCCCCACCCCGCCCCACCAAGAACUUUGGCCCAGGGCUAGGGUUAGGGUUUCUGAGUUCCCUCCGCGGUUCGGGGCUCUCCUCGUCGAUCUGUCCCCACGAUCUCCCGCUGUCCUUGGCGGAGGCGCUUCCGCGAUUUCCGGCGCUCGAUCUGACGGGAUCUGCGCGGGCGAUGUCCCGAUUCGAGAAGGAGGAAGUCGGGAGGCGCCUCCCGGUUCCGAUUCUCGACAGAUAGCCCAGGGAUCUCCGGACGGGCCGUUCCCGGCAACAUGGCCGACGCUCUGUCCAUAAUCCCGGCGUUCGUUCUCAGGAACCUUGCCGAUAAGCUCUACGAGAAGCGGAAGAAUGCGGCCCUUGAGAUCGAAGGUAUCGUGAAGCAACUGGCGCUAGCGGGAGAGCAUGACAAGAUAGCAGCUGUGAUCAAUCUGUUAACCAAUGAAUUCACGUAUUCCUCGCAGACGAAUCAUAGGAAGGGUGGCUUAAUAGGGCUUGCCGCAGCUACUGUUGGUUUGGCAACUGAAGCUGCCCAGCAUCUUGAGCAAAUUGUACCGCCUGUACUUAAUUCCUUUCUUGACCAAGACAGUAGAGUUCGGUAUUAUGCUUGCGAAGCAUUGUACAACAUAGCAAAGGUUGUAAGAGGAGAUUUCAUCAUAUUUUUCAAUAAGAUAUUUGAUGCACUUUGUAAGCUCUCGGCAGACUCAGAUGCUAAUGUGCAGAGUGCUACUCAUCUUCUAGACCGGCUCGUAAAGGAUAUUGUAACCGAGAGUGAUCAAUUCAGCAUAGAAGAGUUUAUACCACUUCUGAGAGAACGCAUGAAUGUACUCAACCCUUAUGUACGCCAAUUUUUGGUGGGAUGGAUCACCGUUUUGGAUAGUGUUCCAGAUAUUGAUAUGCUUGGUUUCCUUCCAGAUUUUCUUGAUGGUUUGUUCAACAUGUUAAGUGAUUCCAGUCAUGAAAUACGUCAACAAGCCGAUUCCGCACUUUCCGAAUUUCUGCAAGAAAUAAAAAAUUCUCCAAAUGUAGAUUAUGGUCGUAUGGCUGAAAUAUUGGUACAAAGGGCUGGUUCUCCUGAUGAAUUUACUCGGUUGACAGCUAUCACAUGGAUAAAUGAAUUUGUAAAACUUGGUGGAGACCAGCUUGUUCCUUACUAUGCAGAUAUACUAGGAGCUAUAUUACCAUGCAUAUCCGAUAAAGAGGAGAAGAUCAGAGUGGUUGCUCGUGAAACCAAUGAAGAGCUUCGUGCCAUUCAAGCUGAUCCGGCGGACGGAUUUGAUAUAGGGGCCAUCCUCUCUAUUGCAAGGAGGGAAUUAACUAAUGAAUGGGAGGCUACCCGAAUUGAAGCAUUGCACUGGAUCGCAACUCUUUUGGCCCGGCAUCGAGCUGAGGUUAUUUCAUAUUUGAAUGAGAUCUUUGGUUCGCUUCUAAAUGCACUUUCAGAUCCUUCUGAUGAGGUGGUUUUGUUAGUCCUAGAAGUGCAUGCCUGCAUAGCAAAAGACGAUCAACACUUCCGUCAUCUUGUUGUUUAUCUAGUCCAUAACUUCUGCAAUGAUCGUUUGCUUCUUGAAAAGCGUGGUGCUUUGAUAGUACGUCGACUUUGUGUUCUUUUGGAUGCAGAACGGGUUUUCCGGGAGUUUUCUACAAUUCUAGAGGGUGCAGAUGACUUGGAUUUUGCGUCUACUAUGGUUCAGGCCUUGAAUUUGAUUUUACUCACGUCAUCUGAGUUGGCUGAGCUACGAGCUCUACUAAAGCAAUCAUUGGUGAAUUCUUCUGGCAAAGAUUUAUUUGUUUCUCUAUAUGCUUCUUGGUGCCAUUCACCAAUGGCAACAAUAAGUUUGUGUCUGCUAGCCCAGGCAUACCAUCAUGCCAGUUCUGUAAUUCAGUCACUGGGAGAAGAAGACAUAAAUGUGAAGUUCUUGGUGCAGCUGGACAAGUUGAUCCGCUUGCUGGAGACUCCAAUUUUUGCUUACCUACGAUUGCAGCUUCUUGAACUUGGGAAACAUACAUGGCUAUUAAAGUCUUUAUAUGGUCUUUUAAUGUUGCUUCCCCAGCAAAGUGCAGCCUUCAAGAUAUUACGGACUCGAUUAAAAACUGUAACUUCUUCCAAUUUCAGCAAUGAGCUCAAGCGUACAUCAUCAGGAAAUCCAUACUCCCAGAUUUUACAAAUAACAGAGGACAGCAAUAGGAAUCAAGAUGCAGCCAACAUUUAUAAUGCACUCAACUUCCCAUCUAGGUUGCAGCAAUUUGAGCACAUGCAACACCUACAUCGGAUGCAUGCCAAAUUACAGCUGCAAUCCCGCAAUUCGACAUCCUCAACAUGGUCGCAGGAAAUGCAAAAAUUGAAAGAAUCACGCCGUCCGUCACCCCUUCCUGACGUAAGUCGGCCCCCCCCUAGAUCAUCCUGGAACGUUUCAGGACAGCUGCAACGUUGAUGGUGCUGGUUAAUUUUUGGCACCAUGUCUGGCCAUAUGGCACUGAUCUCAGCAUCUCAAGAAUACUGUGCAAGGAAUGAGAUCGGUUAAUGUAAAGUUGUAUAUCAUAUUGGUCAGUCUGCUAGAUUUUGUUGUGUUGGGACAGCAGGGUUUGAGAAGCACGGCAUGAGCUGUACUCCGUGAGUUCCCUUUCUUUUAUUUGUCAGGCAAGUUGGCUCAUGUGGUUUUGUAAUUUUUUUAUUGAAGACCACAUGAGUCGAGGAUUUGGGUGAGGAGAUUCAGUUGUUUAUACUGUUCAGCUGAUUCAGUAAUCUUAAUAAAGCAGGCAGGAAAUGUACAUUGUAGUCA
Molecule: messenger RNA, 2899 nt
Organism: Phoenix dactylifera (date palm)
Lineage: Eukaryota; Viridiplantae; Streptophyta; Magnoliopsida; Arecales; Arecaceae
Product: protein VAC14 homolog
Biological process (GO): phosphatidylinositol biosynthetic process
Cellular component (GO): endosome membrane; PAS complex
Source: RefSeq, a predicted model, not a curated record